CCAGGUAUAAGAGCUGAGCUCAGGUGCCCGGACGCCUAGCGUCUGUCCCAACGGCUCUCUCGCCAGGCAGAUCAUGAGCCAUCGGCUUCCCCGGCGCCAGCCAUAGGACGACACAGCUCUUGCCAGGACAAGCACACCGGGCACCAUGGGACAGUGUCGGUCAGCCAGUGCUGAGGAUGAGCAGGAAUUCAGCGACGUGGAGAGGGCCAUCGAGACCCUUAUCAAGAACUUCCACCAGUACUCUGUGGAGGGUGGGAAGGAGACGCUGACCCCCUCUGAACUUCAGGACCUGGUCACCCAGCAGCUGCCUCACCUCAUGCCGAGCAACGGUGGGCUGGAAGAGAAAAUCGCCCACUUGGGCAGCUGUGACGACUCUAAACUCGAGUUUGGGAGUUUCUGGGAGCUGAUUGGAGAAGCCGCCAGGAGUGUGAAGCUGGAAAGCCCUGUCCGGGGCAGCUGAGAACCUUUCCCUGGAAUUCUUGGGGGGGAUGUUGGGGCCUAGAAAUAAAAGUUCUCUCUACCACCAGUA
This is a messenger RNA of Neogale vison (American mink), 529 nucleotides long. RefSeq names its product S100 calcium binding protein A14 (gene S100A14). Gene Ontology annotation, cellular component: perinuclear region of cytoplasm. Gene Ontology annotation, biological process: positive regulation of monocyte chemotaxis; toll-like receptor 4 signaling pathway; positive regulation of granulocyte chemotaxis. NCBI's taxonomy places the organism in Eukaryota, Metazoa, Chordata, Mammalia, Carnivora, Mustelidae. The coding region runs from base 146 to 460 and encodes 104 amino acids. The record is from RefSeq and is a predicted model, not a curated record. The transcript has 4 exons. Gene Ontology annotation, molecular function: chemokine receptor binding.